Molecule: messenger RNA, 5913 nt
Organism: Sardina pilchardus (European sardine)
Lineage: Eukaryota; Metazoa; Chordata; Actinopteri; Clupeiformes; Clupeidae
Gene: mn1b
Product: meningioma 1b
Exons: 2
Coding region: 1154-5269 (1371 amino acids)
Biological process (GO): regulation of DNA-templated transcription
Source: RefSeq, a predicted model, not a curated record
ACCAGACUCUGGUGUUGAAGGACUGACUGGAAGAGGACACACACGCACUGUGCGCGUACGUGUGUGUGAGUGUGCCUGUGUGCGCAUGAAAGAAAGGUCUGAGCGCAGUGUCGGUAUUAGGAAAAAAUAGUUUUUUUUUAAUUUCUGCAAAGUGCUUAGUUGCAUUUAAAAUGAUAAACACCGAGAGGACUGCGCUGUCAAGCGGCACUGUAGUGGCGGAGUUCGGCUAGUGUGUGCCCUGCACCUCGGCCGAAGCACGGGGGACAAGGUCGCACACAAGCCUCACUGGUUUUAUUUCAUGUCACACGGAGCUGGAUUCUCCCUCGCCGGUUGCGCGAGUAGCCUACCCUGAGCAAUAUCGGGAUUUUGCGGCCGAUCAAGCACACCAUUACUGCGAUAAUUUAAUGGACUUCAUAAGAGAACCUCACGGAAAUCAUUGGCGCGUGGCCGGAGAGUUUUUAAUCGGUGACUGACCUCACCAAAUUUAGCUCUGAAUUGUUUCUCUUCUCUGGACAAUGGCAACGUGAAAGUCUGCACCUUCGGCAUGGAUUUUUUAACGGACAUUUGAGAUCCCUUGUCCCGGGACAUUCUACCAAGGAGGUGGAUUUUUAAAUUGGGCGAAUACUAUCUCCAUUCUGUCACCGAUAGUACGCGAAAGACAUUUUCAACUUCUGUUAAGACGGAAUAUAUUGGAGUACGGUUGAAAGACACCACCAGUUUUGCGAAGUUUAUUUAAAAUUGGUAUUAAUGCAUUUGGCACCGAAGGAACUCGUGUGAGUUUUAAAAUCACCGAAAUAUUCUCUUUUGCAUAUGUGGACAAUUAAUUGACAUUUUCGCACCACCACAACUAAAACGGCGAGGAAAUUGUGUUAAUGUUGCACAGUAUCAACUUUUUGUGGUGAGUUACUAUCGCACAUUUAGACUAUGUGUCUUUAUUGUAUAUUUUUCGUUUAAAACAUAGAAAUGGAUUUUUGACAUCUUGACGUGCUGUUGCCCUCCUCUUUUCGUGCUUUUUGUGAGGCAAUAUAAUACUGGAUAAAACUCCGCUUGUCUUUUAGUAGUGGACGAAAAAAACGAACUGAAGGGGAGAGGGCAGAGUUCUGCCUCGAAGCCAGACAAGCUGGCUGUCAUGCAGGAUUGGUAGUGGACAAGUAUGUUUGGACUCGAACAGUUUGGUCCUCAAAUAAAUAACAGAAACGUCGGAGUGAAAAAUAAUUUGAAGCAGUCAAGAUCAAACAUGAGCGCCCAUUAUAAAAACCCCGGCUUUCACGCGGGCGCUCCGCCGCCCGGUGCGGUGGAACCGGGGAUUGGGCCGCUGAACGAGCCGCCGAUGCUCGGGAUGAACAUGAACAUAAACGGGGAGUAUACUGGCGGCGGGUUUCACCCCCGCGGCCAUUCGGAGAUGCACGCUGGCGGUCUUCAACAGCAACAGCAGCAGGCGCCCAUGCACGGGUUUUUCAACAACCAGCAACCUCAUAGUCACGGACACUCUCACGGCCACCAGACCCAUCCCCACCAACACCACCCGCAUUUUGCAGGCGGCUUCGGUGGCCCAGAGCAGGGGUCCUCCUGUUUACAUGGGGGUAGGAUGAUGGGUUACGGUGGUGGCAUGGGGCCCCAGCAGGGCUUUGCGGAGGGCUUCGACCCUCUCUCCGAGGGCCAAGCAGGGGAGGGGUUCCCUCAGCAGCAGCAGAGGCCCGGGUCCAUGCCUGACUUCCAGCACCACGGACCCAACAGUGGAAACCACCCCGUCCCUGCCCCCUGCCUGCCCCUGGACCAGUCACCCAACCGGGCCGCGUCUUUCCACGGCCUGCCUUCCUCCUCCUCCUCCUCCUCGGAGGGCCACGGCCUGGAGCCCAGGCGUUUGCCCCCGCAGGCCGGCGUGGAGGGCCUGGACUACAGCUACCCCAACGAGCCCCCUGCCGGCCACUUUGACGUGUCCGUCUUCUCCCCCUCGGACUCCGAGUCCCAGCUCCCCCACUUCGCCGCCGGCAGACAGGGGGCCAGUUUCCCCGGAAACCCGGCCCUGUCCAGGCCACCGGGGAUGCAGGCCCUCCCCAAGGGCCACCCCCAGGGCCCCCAGCAGCCGCAGCAGCCCCCCACCCAGCACGGAGGAGGGGGGGUGUUCUUCGAGCGCUUCGGCAACGGCAGGAAGAUGCCCGUGGGCAUGGAGCCUGGCGUGGGGGCCCGGCACCCCCUCCUCCAGCAGCAGCAGCAGCAGCAGGCAGCCGCCUUGCUGGGGCGCCAGGGCUCCCUCCCCCGGCCCCCCCAGCCCGAGCCGGGCGCCCCCAACCCGGGCAUGCAGGACGGCAGCGGCCUCAUGCCCGGCCCGCACAACCAGUUCGAGUACCCCAUCCACAGACUGGAGAACCGGGGCAUGCACCCCUACGGGGACCCCAUGUUCAUGCAGCAGCAGCAGCAACAGCAGCAGGUUCCCCCGCCCCCCCACGGCCAGCCGCCCAACCAGCGGCUGCAACACUUCGACUCGCCGUACCUGAACGUGGCCAAGCGGCCGCGCUUCGACUUCCCCGGCGGCGGCCACCACGGCACGGGCGGCGGCGGCGACGGCGGCUGCGGCUCCUGGGGCGCCGGGGGCGGAGGAGGAGGAGCCAGCGUGGGCGGCGGGGGCAUGCACAACCCUCCUGGCAUGGAGAACCACCUCUCGCCCUCGUCGUACCCGGGCCUCCCGGGGGAGUUCACGCCGCCGGUGAGCGACGGCUUUCCGGUGACGGGACCCCCCCUCCAGCACCACGAGCAGCAGCAGCAGACGCUACAGCAGCAGCAGCAGCAGCAACACCGGCAGAACGCCGCCAUGAUGAUCAAGCAGAUGGCAUCGCGCAGCCAGCGCAUGCGCCAGCCCAACCUGCAGCAGAUAGGUCACCACGGCGACGUGGUGCCCCCGGGCGCCAUGGUGCACGGCGGCGGCGGCGGCGGCGGCAUGCCGCAGCCGGGCUUCGAGCGAGAGAACGGCGGCGGGCGCAUGGUCACUUUCGACGGGCAGAACCCGCACCUGGCGGCUCAGGAGAGCGCCUGGUUCGCCGGACCGCACCCGGCCCCGGGCGAGAUGAUGGCCCGGCGGAUGGGCGGCCCGGGCGGCGAGGCCGGCGGGCACGAGAUGCAGCCCAACGGCGCGGGCAUGAUGUUCCGGACGGGCGUCAACGGCAUGGGCCUGCCCGACGCCAUGCGGAUGCCCGGCGACGGCGGCCACGUCCAGGGACCCCUGCACUCGCCCAGCCUGCACCCGCAGUUCGCCGGCAACAUGGGCGCCCUGGCGCAGAUGCAGUCGCCCGGCGGCGGCCUCUCCAACGCGCCCGCCGACCAGCGCCGCCCGGCCGACUUCUCCGGCCCGCCCAUGGGCGGCCAGUCCGCGUUCCCUUACGGCGGGCCGGGCGGUCGGGGCGCGCCUCCGCACGGCAACCCCCAAGGGGUCAGCACCUCCCCGGGGAGCUACGCCUCGCCGCCGGACUUCCCGCCGGGCCAGCGCUCGUCGGUCAGCAAGCUGGGCGCCCUGUCGCUGGGCAGCUUCAGCAAGUCCAGCGGCAAGGACAGCGUCUUCGGCCAGAGCUGCCUGGCCGCGCUGUCCACCGCCUGCCAGAACAUGAUCGCCAGCCUGGGCGCGCCCAACCUCAACGUGACCUUCAACAAGAAGAACCAGGGCGAGGGCAAGCGCAAGCUCAGCCAGACGGAGCAGGACGCCAACAACGGGCCCGGCAACAACGCGGCCAACGGGAGCACUGGUCAGGAGUAUUUCCCCGCCGGCGGAGGCGGAGGAGGUGUCGGCGGUUCCUCGCAGAACAGUCAGAUGCCCGGCGCCGGGCCUGGAGCGGGCGGCAAGCCCGCCGGUCAACACCAGACGCCGGUGCAGGGGGAAGCCAGUGCCCUCUCCCCAAACUACAACAUGGACGCUACCCCAUGCAGUGAUGGGAAGGCAGCAACAGGGAGUGGGAGAGGGAGAGGGAGGAGGAAAAGGGACAGUGGCCACGUCAGCCCUGGCAUGUUUUUCCCCUCUGACCACGGCAACCCUGUUGUGAGUCCCGGUCAGUCGGCGCCCCCUGCGGCUGGCCUUGGGGAGAGGGGUGGGGGGACACCUCACGAGAAGCCCCUGACCUCGCCCUCCUGGGGCGGGGCGGUGGCGGGCAACAAGGGCGGCGAACUGACCCUGGGGGAGCAGGCCGACCUCAUGUCGUCGCUGGACAGCGGCAUCCAGAGCGUCUCCAAGUCGGACGGCUGCUCGCCGCACGUGGACUUCGCCGACGAGGUGGCGGGCGUCGGCCUGCACUACGGCAACGAGGACGAGGUGUCGUCCAGCUCGGACGCCACCGGAGUCGGAGUCGGAGUCGGAGUCGGAGUCGGAGUCGUCGGCGGCGCCAAGGCCAGCCGGAGCCCCAUGGUGGGGGGGUCCCCGAAGAUGGCGCGAGGAGGGGGCGACGUGGCACUGAUGUGCGGACAGAAGGGACAGAGCCUGGGCAUGGCUAACCAUACUACCUCGACAUCUGACGGAUACGGACUUGGCGCCGCCAACAACAUCAACAACGCCGCCGCCGUCGCCAACGGGGGCAGCAGCAACGGCGCGGGGCCGGGAGGAGGAGGAGGAGGAGGCUGCGGCGGCGGUGGUGGUGGUGGGGGUCACCCCGGAACGCCGGGCAUGGAGCAGGUACGGACGCCCUCCAGCACUUCCGGCCAGGACGAGAUCCACCCCCUGGAGAUCCUGCAGGCCCAGAUCCAGCUGCAGCGCCAGCAGUUCAGCAUCUCCGAGGACCAGCCCCUGGCCAUGAAGAACGCCGGCAAGAAGGGGGGGGCCGUGGCCGCCGCCGUGGCCCCCGACUGCAGCGGGCAGAACGGCGACGUGGAUCUGGCGGGCUGCAGCCCAGACGCCGGGAAAGGCGGCAUGGGCACUAUUGACCUGGACACGCUCAUGGCCGAGCAGCACGCCACCUGGUAUGUGCCCGACGACAAGGCCCUCAUGGAGGGCACGGAGGAGGGCAAGGGCAUGACUCCGUGGGAAAAGACAAAAGGCCAGAGCAACAUGAAAGAAGAUGGGGACGUGUCCCAGAGUAAGUCGGCGGGCGGCGGCGGUGGCGGCGGUGGCGUGGGGGCCCAGGGCCCCGGCGGGGCGGGCGGCGGUGGCCACCUGCAGUGCCUGUCGGUCCACUGCACGGACGAGCUGGGCGAGGCCAAGGGCCGCAACGGGCCGCCCGUCUCCUCCUGGCGCUCGCUCCACUCCGACAUCUCCAACCGCUUCGGGACCUUCGUGGCGGCGCUCACCUGAGGGACUGGCCGCCGCCGCCCCCUUCGGCCAGCGCGCUCCGUCCCUCUCCUACUGCUGACCACACGGAGAGCGGAGAGAGAGAGAGAGGGGGAGAGAAGGAAGAAAGGGGGGGUGGAGGGAUGGAGAGGACGGAGAGAGAGAGGAGGAAGACAGCAGUGAUUGGAGGAGGAGGAGGAGGAUGGAGGAUAUGGAUGAAGAGGAGGAAGAUGAUCACAAAGCUGGUUGUUGCUGUUGAUGUUGUUGUCGUCGUCUCUCUCUCUCUCGUCACCCAUUCCCCAGGCAUGGGAACGCUCUAACACGGACUCACACACACAUUCACGAGCAUACACACAUCAACACACUGAAGACAUGCACACACACACACACACACACCAUACACACACAUACACACACCAUACACACACAUACACACGUUAACACACGCACACACACACACACACACACGCAGGCACGCACACACUCACACACACACAUUCACACCACUGGUGGACUGGACUUUAUGGCAGGGUGCCAAACAGAUGCGUCCACCGUAGGAGAACCUCAAACGUUUUUUUUUUGUGUUUUUUGUUUUCUUUUUUUUGUUUUGUUUUUUCUUUUCUUUUUUGUUUUCAUUUUUGUAGAAAAUGAACAGACAUGAAUGAGGC